Molecule: messenger RNA, 1774 nt
Organism: Ricinus communis (castor bean)
Lineage: Eukaryota; Viridiplantae; Streptophyta; Magnoliopsida; Malpighiales; Euphorbiaceae
Product: 3-ketoacyl-CoA synthase 11
Exons: 2
Coding region: 53-1621 (522 amino acids)
Biological process (GO): fatty acid biosynthetic process
Cellular component (GO): membrane
Molecular function (GO): acyltransferase activity, transferring groups other than amino-acyl groups
Source: RefSeq, a predicted model, not a curated record
AUGACAUAGAUUUUGAAGGAAGUUAAGUUGUCCCAAUUCUUCCAACAAAAAAAUGGAAGUAAAAUCAAAUCAAAACCUAGAAAACAAACCAAUAUUAGCUGAUGAAGAUCUAUAUAACAAAAAGAAGAACAACCUGCCUAACUUCUUUUUGUCCAUCAAGCUCAAACAUGUAAAGCUUGGUUACCACUACCUAAUCUCCAAUGCCAUUUAUCUCUUGUUAAUAGCACUCCUUGUCAUGUUAUUAGCUCAAAUUUCAACAUUCAGUGUUGAAGAUCUAAUUGAGCUAUCAAAUCAUCUGAUGUUCAAUUUCCUAGCAGCAGUUACAUGCUCAGCUUCUAUGAUCUUUAUCAUCACUCUCUAUUAUAUGAGCAAGCCAAGGAAAGUCUACUUGGUUGAUUUUUCUUGUUACAAGCCCGAACCAUCUCAUAAGGUUACUAGAGAGCAAUUCUUGCAGCUGUCUGCAGCAUGUGGAUUCUUCACAGAAGAGAGUUUAGCCUUUCAAAGGAGAAUCUUGGAGAAAUCAGGUUAUGGUCAAAUGACAUAUGGACCUAAAGGCCUGAUGAAGAUUCCUCACGACUCGUCCAUGGCCGAGUCAAGAAGUGAGUCAGAAAUGGUGAUGUUUGGAGCCAUUGAUGAGCUCUUAUCAAAAACUGGAGUUAACCCUAGAGAGAUUGGGAUACUCAUUGUGAACAGUAGUUUGUUCAAUCCCAGUCCUUCUUUUUCCUCUUUAAUUGUCAAUCGGUACAAGCUCAAAGAAAACAUUUCGAGCUAUAAUCUUGGUGGUAUGGGCUGCAGUGCUGGACUCAUUUCUAUCGACCUAGCCAAACACCUUUUGCAGGUAAAUCCCAACUGUUAUGCUUUGGUGGUAAGCACAGAAAACACUACGCGCCACUGGUACAUUGGCAAGGAACGAUCCAUGCUUAUCACAAACUGCCUAUUUCGUUUAGGAGCAGCUGCCAUUCUCUUAUCCAACCGAUCAUCCGAUCGCCAACGUUCAAAGUAUCAGCUCAUCCAUACCGUUCGGACCCAUAAAGCUGCUGAUGAUAAAUCUUAUAACUGCGUAAUGCAACAAGAAGAUGAGAACCAAUUUCUCGGCAUCUCCCUAUCAAAAGACCUCAUGGCGGUUGCUGGUGGAGCCGUCAAGGCAAACAUCACCACUCUCGGGCCAUUAGUUCUUCCUGUCUCCGAACAACUACUGUUUUUCGCAACCUUAGUUGCGAAAAAGAUCUUUAGAAUGAAGAUAAAGCCAUACAUUCCUGAUUUCAAAUUGGCAUUUGAGCACAUCUGCAUUCAUGCAGGAGGACGGGGUAUUUUGGAUGAGAUAGAGAAACACCUCGAGCUCACUCCAUGGUAUAUGGAGCCUUCAAGAAUGACUCUUUACAGAUUUGGUAACACUUCAAGUAGUUCUUUAUGGUAUGAAUUGGCUUAUACUGAAGCAAAAAGAGGAAUCAAGAGAAGUGAUAGGGUGUGGCAAAUAGGAUUCGGUUCAGGGUUCAAGUGCAACAGUGCAGUCUGGCAUGCUUUGAGGACUAUCAAUCCUGAGAAAGAAAAGAACCCUUGGGUGGAUGAAAUUAAUGAAUUUCCUGUUCAUAUACCUAAAUCCACACCCAUAAUUUAUUGAGUACCUUUUCUUUUUUCCUUAUUUUAUCAAGGGUCGGCACUUAUAUGUAUCUUUUCUUGAAGUUAAUGCGUAGUUUGAUUAGGGUUAACUUUUCCUAAGUAUGUUAUAUAUUUGAACAUCUUUUGGGCAGAAAAACAAGUGUCUCUUUACCAA